Molecule: messenger RNA, 6243 nt
Organism: Bemisia tabaci
Lineage: Eukaryota; Metazoa; Arthropoda; Insecta; Hemiptera; Aleyrodidae
Product: tribbles homolog 2
Biological process (GO): regulation of MAP kinase activity; protein phosphorylation; positive regulation of proteasomal ubiquitin-dependent protein catabolic process
Cellular component (GO): nucleus
Molecular function (GO): protein kinase activity; mitogen-activated protein kinase kinase binding; ATP binding
Source: RefSeq, a predicted model, not a curated record
UCUGCUUGAGUUCAGUUUAGUUUUGAACUCACGGGAGUUUCGACCGCGACGAUGUCCCUGUAGUGUGUUGCCGUGCGCGCGGAGUGAUUUUUGAGUGGACGCCGGACCAAUUUUUGGCCUUUCAUCCUUACAUUCAGUGCUUUAUUAUCUGUUAUCAAUAUUUGUUUUUAUUUAACUCAAUUCUUUUGUUUCGUUGUUCGCGGUCGUUUGAUUGUGCUUGUGUUCUUUUCAUCGUCCAAGGCGUUGGAUUACUUCGCUCAACGUCCAAAAACUGGCCAAAGCUUGGACGAUAUCCACUCAAGAUCCUCAACUAAAAGGUCUCCGGCGGCUUCGUGUGCGGAUGUGUUAGUGUGUGUUAGUGGUUGGAAUAAGUGCAAUGGAAGUGUCGGAAUCGGGCGGGCAAGGGGGGAGCGUCAAGUGGCUGACGCUCGUGCAGGACAUCCAGCAGACGGUGGCGGACUGGGAGAAGGAAGGCGGCUCGGCGGUGGGAGGGGGGGAGCCGGUGGCGUCGAUGGCGGCGUCGGCGGUGGCCCCUUGCGACGACCGCGACCGCGACGCCGAGGACUGCGCCAAGGCCUGCGACGCCCAGCACAAGUGCGCCCUCGGCCCGCGCCCCUCCUCCGUCUGCUCGGACCCGGCGGCCAGCCCCACGCCCCAGCCCUACGUCGUCGGCGAGAAGUACAUGAUCCUCGAGCAAAGAGUCGGCAGCUCCCUUCAUACGUGCUAUAACAUCCGGACCCAGCAGUCGUUUGUCUGCAAGGUGGUGGGGAAAGAGGCGAACAGUCUGGUGCGCGCCCACUACCGGCUGGAUUCGCACCCUCACGUCAACUCGCUGCACGAGGUGGUGGUGGGCGACAAGUUCCUUUACCUGAUUUUCCCGCCCUCGCACGGCGACCUCCACUCGCACGUGCGGCACCGGAAGCGGCUCCGCGAGCCCGAGGCCCGCCGCCUCUUCCGGCAGAUCGCCGAGACCGUCCGCGUUUGCCACGACAGAGGCAUCGUUCUCCGAGAUCUCAAACUUAGGAAAUUUGUCUUCGCCGACCAAGAAAGGACGGAGUUGAAGUUAGAAACCUUUGAAGAUGCCGUAGUGUUAGAAAAAUCAAGUGAUGACGUACUCCGAGAUAAGAGAGGAUGUCCCGCCUACGUUAGUCCUGAGAUUCUACGGACUCAUGCAAAAUAUUCAGGAAGAGCCGCAGACAUGUGGUCCUUAGGCGUUAUCCUCUACACAAUGCUAGUUGGCAGGUAUCCAUUCUCAGAUAGUCAGCACGCAAGCCUUUUCUUCAAGAUCAGUCGCGGGCAUUUUGUUAUCCCAGAAUUUCUAUCCUGUCGGGCAAGAUGUCUCAUCACCAGCCUUCUGCGGCUGAACCCGAAUGAAAGGCUCACAGCCUCCGAUGUCCUACUACAUCCAUGGUUUUCCUCAGGCAAUGAUCAGUCUCGCACAAGCAGUAAUUUCGACCAGGUCGUACCCGACAUGAGCUGAUCACAUUAAUUAAUUUAUUGUAUUUAUUUGAAAUUCCCUUGGGUAUAAUGUGAUGUUGUGUCUUACAGACCUACUCUGACAGAUGUAGACACAAUUUUUAGUGCGCAAAAGUAUGGGAUAAAAAUCUUUUUCACAGUGAUUCACUGCAAUUGAUCUCAUAAAAUUUAAUUAACCGUUGCGUGUAAUUUAUUUUUAAUUAUGAUUGUUACUUAAUUGUAAUUUUUCCCAUCUCGCCGAAUGAGAUUGAGGGAGGCGUCGGCUUGAAGCUUUUUUACUAAAAAGUUUCGUUUUCGUAUGCCUGGCCUUUUAAUUUUGUCUUUUUUUAAGGUAGCCAAACGGAUUGUUAACUUAUUUUAAAAUCUUUGGAAAUGAUUUUUAAAAUGUUGAAAUCUCAGACAGUGAUGUUUUUAAGAAUUUAGCCCUGUAGCUUAUUUUCGGAAAUUUACUUUUUGAAUGUCUUGGUGAGUAAUGCUGUAUAGAAAAUAGAUAACAGUGUACCGAAGUGAUAUCUUUUCCCCUUCAUUCAUUUUCAGACCUGAUUUUUUUUUAGUAAUUUACUAUGAAAUUUUAAUCAGUGUACAAACAAGUAGGUACAACAACCAUGUAUUUAAAAUUUAGUCAAUUUAUUUAUCCUAAACUAAUGCAAAAGAGUCAUAAUGUGUUGAUAUGCAGGUAUACUCACCGAUGUAAAGAAAUUUAGGGUUUCAAGAUUUUUUUAUUUUUUAUGUCCUGAUUUUAAAUGAGUUUCAUGGGAUUCGAAAGAGUAUGAAAUUAAAUUGUUCCACUAAGCAAGAUUGAUGAGACAUUGAUUCUUUGAAAGUUUGUUUUUUAUCUGAUCAAUCUUUGGCAAAAACCAUCAAUCACAACUGCCCUCAUAAGCAUAUAAAUGUUAUGACUUUCUCCAGGCUUGUCAUUUAAAACAUAUUUAAUAGUAUUGUAAUUUUACUCUGUUUCAAGAAGUCUUAUCUCACCUCAAAUUUCUCAUCAUUCUCCUUCACUUCCAAAUUUUGUCGUGAGAAUUUAAAUGUUUGAUUUAUGAAACAUUGACUCUCAGCAAAGGAGGGAGGAAAAAUGUCCUGAAGCCAUUGAGUUUCACAAAUCAAAUUUAUAAAUCUCUCUACCCAUAAUCUAACCUUGCUAGAGCAAUUCAAUGUAAAUUCAAAGAGUGUAUUAUAAAAAACCAAAAUUGCAGGUAAUUACAGUUAGUUUUUUACUCAUCAAUGAGUCUUUGAACUAAACUGAGAUAAGUGAACAGGUCUUAUCAGUUAAGCUUUGAAAAGAAGAAGUUUAAGGGGUACACAAGGUCAUCAUUUCUACCUCCCUGUGUGGCUCGCAAUUUUCUUUUCUUCAAAUAUUUGCUCCAACUCUGUCAAAUUACACUCAUCUUUUGAUAGAAUUAUCUGCUCUGCUCCUUAAAGUUAAACCCAAUCCAAUUAUCUCGCUUUUAGUAAUGGUUGGUGAAGUUUUGAUGAGAGUAUUUUGUGUUACUGAUUUUUAGCUGAAAGAAGCAAUAAGUAAUAUUUUAUUGUCAUCCAGGCAGAGAUAAUUUUUUCUAAAUGUGGUGAGAUUUUUUAUUAGCCACUCCUUUGCUGUAACAUAGAUAAAACCUAUGUAGAUAUCCUUUCAUCACAGGUAGUAAUGCCUAUAUAUUGUUUUGAGAUGAGAAUCUGAAUCAGAGGUCUCCUACUUUUAAUGGCUUAAUGCUUUUUUUGAUUCUUAAAAAAAGCAGCCGAAGAAAAAUUGUUUAGCAAUUUUAUAUUUUCAAAUCAUAUCCUUUUUAAUGAUCUCCUUUUCCUCGGAAUAAGUGUCAUAAUUCUUGUAGGUAAUGAUCUUAAGGACCAUAACUAUUUCUUGGUGUGUGAGAACAGCCACCUGGAGAAACUAUUUAACUAAAGUUUGUUAUUUUUCUUGUUAUAAUGCAUGUCAUGAUCAAAAGUUAUUUCAUGAGCUUAUUUUGCUUCAUCCUCUAUUGAAUGUCAUUCUGAAUUGUGAGUCAAAAAAGAAAAAAUGAAUUAAUUGAAGUGUUCUGAAGGGUUUCACGUACAGACUUUAGCAAAGAUCUUAUACCAUCUAAAAGUCUUACUUUUCAAUCUGAGAUCAUUCUAUCUAAAAUUCCACCAGAUUGUAAUACAGACAGUUUCUUGAUUUUUCCUUUUAGAAAGAAAAGAUUCAGAAUAUUUGGCACAUUUAGGUUACCUGACUGAUUUGUUUGUGCAAUCAGAGCUGAAAGACUGAAAAAGCUGAAAUAUUCCCCUCUCUCCUAGUGUUUAGCGUGUACAGUAAAGUAGAGGCAAAUUAGGAUUUCUUUCUUUUUAGGAGAGAAAAGUAAAAAUCUUCAAAGUGUACGUGAGUAUCUCUAAAGUAACUGCAUAUCGAUACAAACUUUACAGAAAAAAUAAAUUUUUGAUUUAUGCUCCACUUACCUCCUUUUUUGGUUUCUUUUUGGACACCUUUAGACCUGAAGUACACUAUAUCGGUGUGUAGGAAGAGUAACUCAUUAUAUUAAUGAAUAGGAAGACGCAACCUUGUGCUGUUGUAAUCCAGGUCUGUUUUCGUAAUUGUUUCGGGAAAUGUUAGAACUUUUACCACCAAAAAUAAUCUAUGAUCAGUUAAUCUAAUCAUUUUAAUUUUUGGAAAAUACAAAAUUAUUGGACAUGGUGUAAGACUUCGAAAUUGGCUCUGUCAUAAUCCAUGGAAAUUUUAUGCUCUCGGUUAUGCACACCAAGUCUAAAUAUCAAAACCAACAUUUUAUUAAGUUAUAACUAGCAUAAUAGCAAAUGACAUUGUGUUUCACAUUGUCUCAUCUCAUAUUACCUAUUAUGAUCUUUUGCCUCAUUCAAUACCAGCUAAACCAUCAAAAUUCCUCAAGUUUUUUUUUUUUUUUUUUUGAGAAGUGGCCGUGAUGAAAAUCGCAGGUAAAGAAGCAAGUUGAUAUAUUAAGAAAAAACCAGAAAUACCAAACCAGCAGUAAAUAUUGUUAUUUUGAUUUCUCGUUUUUUCUUCUGGGUGAUUUGUUCAUUUUUACUGUAUUCAUUCUUGUUCAUCCCGUGUAUUAGAAAAAAAUAGAGGGAGGGAAAGACUAAGGAGCCCCUUUUUCUGUUAGUUCUAUUGAUUUAGCCCCACCAAUCAGUGUUAUUUCUUUUUAAUUAAUAUGAUUAGGAACUAAGUCAUGCACCCUGCUUAAUCUUCUGUAACUCUUGUCAUUGUUAAUUGUUUGAUGUUAAGAAGAUUGUUGAAUUACUUAAAUCCCCUUUCCCUCCCUUUAUUCUUGGAAGAAUUUUAGUUUUAUAUCAACUUGGCUCCCCAUUCAUUCUUGAACGGACAGUAAUUGAUUUUGUUUAUUUAUUUUUUCUUUUCUAAGAAAACAAUUUUGUUAGUGACCACUGACCAGAGGAUAUUUUAGUGCUGAUUUUCAUUUUUUUAAUCAAAGGAGUCUUUUAAAAUAUGAUCCAUCCCUGCAGUGUACCAAGUUUGUAAGGUUUUCUCCUUUUUAAAGUACAAAUGUUUGAAUACAAGCCCUCUCGGAUUCUUCUGUAAAGAAGAAGGGAAGAAUCUGAAAAAUCAUUUACUAAAAAUUUUGAUCAUUGCAGAAUCUUAAAUGUCCCAAAAAUAUUUUUACUUUUUUUAUUAGCAUUGCCAAGGAGAACAGGCAUGUUCUAGAAAUGAUUGCCUCAAUUAAAGUAUAUUUGUUUCCAGUUUGACUCAAUAGGAGAAGUUGCUAUUUUGUUUCAAGCAAUAUGUAUCGAAGCAAUAGUUUUGCAACAUCCAUCUGCUUGUCUGAUGCAGUUCAUUGAGACCUCAUUUCACAGAUGCAUUAGUCCCGCUCCAAAGAAUGGCGAAUCUCUAAGGUGCAUCUCAUAUUGAAAUGUAUCUAACAUAGAUAUUUUGUCAGGAAUCAAUUCUUAGCAAGUUAUUCAGACAUUUUGAUCUUUGGAAAAACCUAAGGAUACCCAAGAGUUGGUACAUAAUUUCGUUUCGUUAAAAGUUUUUUUUUCUAUGUUUUCUGCUACUCUUUCAUUCUGAAAAGCUAAGUACAAUUUUUUUUCUCUCUCUCCGUAUCUGGAAAAAUGAUCAGAGGAAGAACCAUGACAAGACUUGAAAUCAAGAACUUUUGAAAAGAAAGUGAAAGUUGGAUCACCAUUUUAUACUUACUAAAAUUCUCCAAACUCCUUAUUUUUAAACCCGAAAAAAUACAGAAUUUUUUUAAAUCCCUUCUCUGUUCCAUUGAUGCAUUAGCAUGACCUACUUUGACGAACUAUCCCAUCUCUACAAUUAUCAAGGCGAGUCAAAAUUAUAUUCAUGAGACAUAUUUAUGAAUAAAUUAGAUUAAUCUUGGUCUCGUUACUGUGCUGUCUGCAGAUUCGUAGAUGUCAUCAAGAGAAAACAGAAAAUAGAAAAAAACAAGGCUAUGUGAACUGAAUUUGUUAAAAAUUUUAGAUAACCUUGGAAAGUUUAGAAAUCGAAACCGAGGUUAUGUUGUAAAAGCAUCUCCAGCUUUUUAGGUUUUUCAACCUUGUACCUAGAUAAUUAUUUUUUUUUUUCUUUCUUUUUUUAAUGUUAGGUUGUUUUUAUUUCCUCUAAUCUCUUGAUUGUGAUUUUGUAAUGAUUCUGAAAGCUAAAAAAUUUCUUUGCAACUGUAAAAAGCGUGAUAUGUUUUUGUUUUCAACUCAUUUAAUAUUUGUAAUUGUAAAUAUUUGUGUACAUAUAUUCUAACUAAUAAAUGUUUCAGUCUUGAAGUCUUGCUGAUUCUUGAGAUCAAAAAA